Messenger RNA from Histoplasma capsulatum G186AR, 543 nucleotides. RefSeq lists its product as uncharacterized. The coding region runs from base 1 to 543 and encodes 180 amino acids. NCBI's taxonomy places the organism in Eukaryota, Fungi, Ascomycota, Eurotiomycetes, Onygenales, Ajellomycetaceae. The transcript is spliced from 5 exons. The record is from RefSeq and is a predicted model, not a curated record.
AUGGCUGAGCGAGGCCAGCCAUUCCCUCCCCCGGAUUGCGGCCGCCGUACGAAAUAUGGUCAAACCUACUUCAAUACAGUGCUACUGUUCACUACCGGUGAUUCAAGUGGUACAUGUCCACCUUCAGAAGAACAGGUUAAAGAAAAGAUGCUCAUUCUUGAAGGCUUUAUGACAGAUACCCCUAUCUCUGACUCGUUAGACAAAGUCAUGAGGAAGAAAAAGUGGGAAUGCUUUGGAGAAAUUCGUUGCGAUAUCAAUAACGAGCAAAAUUUAAAGGGGUUUGGCAUGAGCACAUCAGGCACUGAAAAUGCGAGGGAGGAGAGGGACAAAGCGCAAGAUAUUCAAGUCUAUUCAUACAAUUCUAUAAGUGGCCCCGAAAUGCGGGCAAAAUUGAAACACGCACUUCCAUACGCCAAGAAACGGCUAAGCCUUGCCGCUUGUUGGAUUUCCUCUGCUCAACUGAAACCAGUUGACCCCGCGCCGCAAUCCACUAUUGUGGCGGACGUAAAGCUUGCGAAAACAGAAUUUUCUGCCACCCCCUGA